AUGUCUUCCGAUAAAGCCUCAUCGAGUGUAAUGAACUCGACCAAUUCCAAUAGACAAGAAAUGUUGAGAAAGAAGUUUUGUAAAGACUAUAACUUGCCAAUCUCUAUCACUACAAGCCCAUAUUUUGAAUAUUAUUUGGAUUUGUAUGAUGAUUAUUUGGGAUGUAGAAGACAGUGGAAUACCAUGUUACAGAUUGUAGAUCAACAAUUCCGAUCAUCGGAAGGAUUGUUUUCUUUGGUCGUUAAUGACAGCGUGUAUCGUAUUUUAAAUAUCAUUGAAAACUCUGACAUUUAUGUGAAUUAUUUCAAUUCUUCCAAAGUGAAACCAGAAGAAAUUUGGGUUACAAAUUAUUUGAAAUACUACCCAAAUGCCAAUGUUUCUGCCAAUAAUUUAGAACCAUUUUUCCCAAACUUGACCAACGUGCAACAGGAAGUUUAUACUGGUAAUUAUGAUGGAUUCUCAUUUGUCUCUGUAGAUAUGACAAGUGCCAAUUUUAAUAUUAUGAGAUUUGUUGACCCUGAAUUGACUUUGAAUUGUAAGACAUACAAGGAAUUGAUUCGUUUUGGAUUGAAAUCAAAAUUGGAAGACCCAAACAACAACUAUCAGACAAUGCACAAGUUGGAUGUUGAUAGUUUGCUGAAGGAUGUGCAAAAUGAUGAUAGCCCAUUCUUUAAAUAUGUGACCGAUGCUAAAUACUUGAGACAAGUUGUUUUUGGAAAGUUGUCUCCAAAGCGACAACAAGUCAUUCAAAAAUGUGUCAUGAGAAGUUUAAUCAAAUUAUUGCUCGAAAAAGCUGAUCAAUGCGACAACCCUAUCGUCAAAAAGUAUCUCACCACUGAUCGAUUUGGAUCUUGUACUGCCGACGAAAUUGUCAUUAGAGUUUCUGACACUAAGAGAGACAACAUUGCUGAACAACUUUCCAAACAAGAUCAACUUUUACACACCAAUAUUCUCAUGAAGUUUAUCAGAGACACUAUCGACAGUGAACCUUACUUGCAACAAGUUACUUUCCGUGUUGAAGGUUUUACUCUCCAACAAAUUAAGAGCUCAAAAUUGGGAGACAAAGCCGUUGGUUAUGUUAAAGAAUAUAUCAACGAUCAAAUGCUUGGAGAAAAGAGUCAUAGUGAACAUAGAGGAUUGCUCAAUGUGGAAUUUAAGGGAGUCACCAAUUAUUUAUUCCCUCAAGUUUUCAAACAUUACUUUGGAAAAGAAAUUCAAGUUAAUGAUCGAAAAUUCUUACUUGAUGGUCAAUUCAUUGCUACUCUCGAUGAACCUAUUUUCUAA
Naegleria lovaniensis is the source of this 1284-nucleotide messenger RNA. RefSeq lists its product as uncharacterized. Lineage: Eukaryota; Heterolobosea; Eutetramitea; Acrasida; Naegleriidae. The transcript has a single exon. The coding region runs from base 1 to 1284 and encodes 427 amino acids. The record is from RefSeq and is a predicted model, not a curated record.